AAGUUGAACCAGAGGCUAGAGUACGAAGGUUUUGGAGCAGAGGGACUUUAGAGCUGUGAUUUGAGUCGGCGGAACGUUCGCAAAGUGUUUUCAAAAGGCUAGCUAAGGAGAAAACCUGUGCGAUGGUAGGCUUUGCAACAGGUUUAGCUCAAUUAGUUGCAACGGUUCAUAAUAUCAAAGUUGAUUCCUUACUUAAACUUAUAGUGAGUUUGCAUAAUGUGACGCCAUUCAUGAACGAUAAGGAGGUACACGGUCGUCUAUUGGGCCGCUUGAUGGCCUACAAAGCUUUGACGCUAUCAGGAAGAUUUAGUAUGGAGUAUCAUAAAGAUAACCAUACUUCCUCCAUAAAAGAAUUCAUAUCUGCAGUGAUAUGCAUUGCAUACCGAUACCAGAAUUUGCAGUUGCCUGCCGUUUAUGUAAUUUUAACUUUAGUAAAGAAGCUGCCCCUGGAGGCCGUCACUAGACAUAUCAUAGGAGCUCCUGAGCUACAGGAAUGGUUUGACGUUGCAAGAGAAGUAUUCAAUUAUUUUAGUGAUGAUGACACAUGUAACCUCAUCCAAGUAUUGUCUCUUAUUAAGAGACAUCUAGAUACAACUGAAGAUGAGGAUGAUGAUACUGAGAGUGAUAGCCAAACAGCAUUUGAGAGUGAUAAUAGCCAGAGUGCAGAUGAUGAAGACAAGGAUGAUAAUGGCCAGGCAAGUGACUAUAUGGAGGAAGAUGAUUUGGGGAUUGCCCAGAUAUUGGAAGAAAACAACAAAAAUCAUGCUUAUUCCCAGCUUCUGGACAAACUUAAAAUCCUUACUCUAUUGAGAAUUUCCACUCACAAGGAUCCAGGCAAGAAUAAUUUAUCAUUUUUAACGUUUCCUUCUUUUAUUCUUUUAGUGUCUUUUAUUUUUUUAAUAUAUUGCUCAUAGUAUUGUGUUUUGCUUAUGCAGAUACGUC
This is a messenger RNA of Vigna angularis (adzuki bean), 942 nucleotides long. RefSeq lists its product as uncharacterized. The coding region runs from base 123 to 914 and encodes 263 amino acids. The record is from RefSeq and is a predicted model, not a curated record. Gene Ontology annotation, biological process: regulation of DNA-templated transcription. NCBI's taxonomy places the organism in Eukaryota, Viridiplantae, Streptophyta, Magnoliopsida, Fabales, Fabaceae. Gene Ontology annotation, cellular component: nucleolus. The transcript is spliced from 4 exons. Gene Ontology annotation, molecular function: transcription factor binding; DNA binding.